AGGUCAUGGAUAGUCCACUUACCAUCGUUGUGUUCGGUGCAUCCGGUGAUCUGGCUGCCAAGAAGACCUAUCCCACCUUGUUUUCCUUGUUUGUGCACAAUUUCUUACCCCAACACACCCAAAUCGUCGGAUACGCGCGAUCGAAGCUCUCCAAGGAUGAACUUAUCAAGAAGAUUACACCCUACAUCAAGCCUAAGAACGAAGCCGAGAAAGAGACGAUGAAAAAGUUUUUCGAGCUCCUCUCCUAUGUUGCUGGAGCGUACGACGACGGCGCAGCAUUCAAGAAUCUCAACGACGAGUUAGUGAAGUGGGAGGACAAUUUUGAAUCAGCCGCCAACCGCAUGCACUACCUGGCCCUUCCGCCGUCUGUGUUCCAGCCAGUCACCACACACAUCAAAGCAGAGGUCAUGGCCUCUGAAGAGUCUCAGAAGUGGACCCGUGUCAUCAUUGAGAAACCAUUCGGCAAGGACAGCGUGAGCAGUGCCGUGCUUUCCAACCAUCUCGCGAGUCUAUUCACAGAAGAGCAGAUUUACCGUAUCGACCACUACCUGGGUAAGGAGAUGGUGCAGAAUCUUCUGAUUAUGCGCUUUGCCAAUGCCAUGUUCCAGCCCAUCUGGAACCGCAAUUACAUUGAGUGCGUGCGAGUCACGUUCAAAGAGCCGUUUGGAACACAAGGCCGUGGUGGCUACUUCGACGAGUUCGGCAUCAUCCGAGAUAUCCUACAGAACCACUUGCUUCAGGUCCUGUGCAUUGUCGCCAUGGAGAAACCCGCGUCACUGGACGCUGAUGAUCUGCGCAAUGAAAAGGUCAAGGUCUUGAAGGCGAUCAAAGGCUUGUCCAUGGACGAUACCGUGCUGGGGCAGUAUGUGGCAUCGAACAUCCCCAACGACGAAGACAGCAAACUGGGUUAUCUGGAUGACAAGACAGUGCCUGACGACUCCAAGACACCCACGUACGCCUCCACGGUGCUGUACGUUGAGAACGAGCGAUGGGAUGGCGUGCCCUUCAUUAUGAAGGCCGGCAAGGCGUUAGACGAGCGUAAAGCAGACAUUCGCAUUCAGUUCAAAGACGCUCCCGGAGACAUCUUCAGUGCCUUGGGCGGCGAAGUGCACCGCAACGAAUUGGUCAUCCGAUUGCAGCCAGACGAAGCAGUCUACAUGAAACUCAACAUCAAGAGCCCUGGACUCAGAUCCAGGCCACUCCAGGCUGAACUGGAUGUUACAUACAAAGAUCGGUUUGAAGACGAGCGAUUGCCGGACGCAUACGAGCGACUGCUUCUGGAUGUCAUCCGCGGCCAACAGGGCCACUUCGUUCGUUCCGACGAGUUGGCUGAGGCGUGGCGCAUCUUCACACCGCUGCUGCAUGACAUUGACGCAGGGCUGGUAGAGUCGCAUGACUACGCCUACGGGUCACGAGGUCCGUCUCUCGGAGACGACCUAGCCAAGAAAUUCGGCUACAAAUACCACAAGGGAGCGUACAUCUACUCAAAGCAACCGCCGCAAUAAGUGGGCUACUCAAAGGUACCGCCGCAAUAAGUGGGCUGGGCUACUCAAAGCUACCGCCGCAAUAAGUGGGCUACUCAAAGCUACCGCCGCAAUAAGUGGGCUACUCAAAGCUACCGCCGCAAUAUGUGGGCGGGGCUGGGUCUGGGUCUGAUGUGUGGUACAAAGCGUGUGCGUAACGAGCGUAGCCUCGCGUGUGUGGGUGUGGGUGGACAUGCUUGUGACAUGUCGCAGCACAGCCACACGUCUGUGUGUAAGAUUAAGGAGAGUAUCGUCCCGUACCUCUAUCCCCGUUGCUUGGCAACGCUAUGGACGAGUCUCUGUGGGGUGUUAUUAGGUUCAGCACAAUGCGAUAGAUACAUGCGCGAGACGUCCAUGUGACUCGCCGUGCGGAAGACUCUGAGCGCUGUGACCGAGCGUGUGAAGUCACAAGGCAGUCGUAUUGGCUGAGGCCAAUGGCGAGAUGCGGCACCAUGCAAACUGUAUAGUAGUGUAGUGGGGCUCCUUCUGUAUGGAUGUAAUACGCUCGCCAGAGAGGGUAGAUCGGAUAUUCUAAUCAAUAAAGCUCGUGUUGGUUAACUCACGUCGCGU
Sphaeroforma arctica JP610 is the source of this 2093-nucleotide messenger RNA. RefSeq names its product glucose-6-phosphate 1-dehydrogenase X. The coding region runs from base 6 to 1505 and encodes 499 amino acids. The record is from RefSeq and is a predicted model, not a curated record. Gene Ontology annotation, cellular component: cytosol. Gene Ontology annotation, molecular function: glucose-6-phosphate dehydrogenase activity; NADP binding. NCBI's taxonomy places the organism in Eukaryota, Ichthyosporea, Ichthyophonida. Gene Ontology annotation, biological process: glucose metabolic process; pentose-phosphate shunt, oxidative branch. The transcript is spliced from 10 exons.